AUGAGUCUCGUUUCCAUAGCAACAGAGCUGAGGGAGCGCUUCCGCUAUGAGCCCCGUUAUUUCACCCCACGGGAAGUGUCCCGAUGUGAUGUGUUAGUCAGGCCAAUCAUUGAAGCUGCAGGCAGGGAUAUCAGUCACUGGUUCAAUCCCAAGACAGGGGACCACUUUCUGGAAAUGGCGGAACUGUUUUCCAUCAUUAGCAUGUGCGCCAGAUCACCAGUAUUUCAUGUAUUAGCGAAGAUCUCACGAGAAACACAUGGAUGGGUUAAUAACUUUGGACGGCCUUGGUGGAAGGACACCACCUAUCAGAUCGGGAUCUUGUCCUUGAAGACCAGGUUUAUCCAUAUCAUCAACACCUUUAACUCUCAGGAGCAAAUGCUUGAGGUCUGCUCCAAGGAAACUAUAUUGGAGAUCCUAGAAUGUUACCUGGCGUAUAACGGCCAUGCAGCAAGCUACACUUGGAAAUUCUGUGGGGUUCCUCUUGACAUGGACAAAACCCUACAGGAGAAUGGUGUGCAGGAUCAAGACCUGGAGUUUGAAGAGCUUAAGAUGGAUUCAGAUCUGUAUACGCCCAAUAUACAUCUGUACUUCAAUGACGAUUUGACAGUGCUGCGAUGA
This is a messenger RNA of Xenopus laevis (African clawed frog), 618 nucleotides long. It is a transcript of the gene cyb5d1.S, whose product is annotated as cytochrome b5 domain containing 1 S homeolog. The record is from RefSeq and is a predicted model, not a curated record. Bases 1 to 618 code for a protein of 205 amino acids. Lineage: Eukaryota; Metazoa; Chordata; Amphibia; Anura; Pipidae. Gene Ontology annotation, biological process: cilium movement. The transcript has 6 exons.